This is a messenger RNA of Tupaia belangeri chinensis (Chinese tree shrew), 2091 nucleotides long. It is a transcript of the gene RTP3, whose product is annotated as receptor transporter protein 3. NCBI's taxonomy places the organism in Eukaryota, Metazoa, Chordata, Mammalia, Scandentia, Tupaiidae. The annotation marks the transcript as partial. The record is from RefSeq and is a predicted model, not a curated record. Gene Ontology annotation, molecular function: olfactory receptor binding. Gene Ontology annotation, cellular component: cytoplasm. Gene Ontology annotation, biological process: detection of chemical stimulus involved in sensory perception of bitter taste; protein targeting to membrane; protein insertion into membrane. The transcript has 2 exons.
CACCUUCGCUCCCUGCAGGGAGACCCUCACCUCCCACUGCAGACCUGUCAGGGCCCAGGAGCUCCGGCCCACGGACACGCAGGAGAGGUGGACAUGGACCAGGACGUGGAGACGUGGGAGCAGGUGUUUCAGGAAUUAAUUCGGGAAGUGAAACCAGGGCAUCAGUGGACCCUGACGCCAGACAAGGGCCUACUCCCCAACAUCCUGGAACCAGGCUGGGUGCAAUACCAGCAGCGGACUUUCGCCAGGUUCCAGUGCUCCUCCUGCUCCCGCCACUGGGCCUCGGCCCACGUGCCGGUCCUGUUCCACAUGCACUGGAGCAAGGGCCUGGCCAAGGGCCGCGUGAAGGUGCGGGUCUUCGCCCAGAGAUGUAAGAAGUGCUGCCAGGCGCCGUUUGAGGUUCCCGAGUUCACCCCGGAGAACGUCUCGAGGGUCCUCAACAACCUGGUGCUCCAUGUUCUGAAGAAAUGCUACCGGGAAGGCUUCCAGCUGACGCAGGCGGUUCCCACGAUCAAGGAGGCCGCGCUUGAGGGGCCCCAUGACAGCCUCAACUGCGAGGCCUGUCUGCAGGGCUUCUGUGCUCAGAGUGGGCUAGGCCUGGCCACACAGGCGCCUGUGUCCCCAACCAUGCUCAGCCCCUCCAAGGACACCAGGAAAUCCAAGGUCCCGGCCACACAGGCACCUGUGUCCCCAACCAUGCUCAGCCCCUCCAAGGACACCAGGAAAUCCAAGGUCCCGGCCACACAGGCACCCGUGUCCCCAACCAUGCUCAGCCCCUCCAAGGACACCAGGAAAUCCAGGGUCCCGGCCACACAGGCACCCGUGUCCCCAACCAUGCUCAGCCCCUCCAAGGACACCAGGGAGUCCAGGGUCCCGGCCACACAAGCACCCGUGUCCUCGUGCCAGCCUGUCCCCUCCAAGGACAGCAGUGGACCACGGGCCCCUAUCUCACAAGCACCAAUCUCUCCGUCCCUGCUCACCCCUUCCAAGGACAGCAGGGAAACCAGAGUUUCUAUCACGCAGGUAGCCGUGUCCCCAUCCCACCCCACCAUUUCCAAGGACACUAGGGGGCCCGGGGUCACUGGUACUUCUACCCACCUCCCCUCCUCACAUCCAGCCUCUGACGUGGACAAGCAGCAUGUGAUGACAGCUGGUCCCCAGACUUAUAACCCUCCUAAGAUGGCCAGUGCCCUCAGAGUUAGUGACACCAUGAAACCAUCAACUUCUUCAAGAUGUCCAACCCAGCAGGUGCCACUGCCGAGCUCUACCCCUGGGACAGCCAGCCACAUCCCUUUUUCCACAGAGAACAGCCCCGCCAGGAGCGCCAGGCCGGGGACAGCAGAGGCGUCGCCCAUGCUCCCCUCGCUUCCUGAGUGCAGCCAGCCAAUUAGCACCCCCAAUCUUUGGAGCCUCGGAGAGAACACCAUCAGCCAGGCGGACUGGGGGGUGCAGGGAGUCCCCCACAGAGGGCCCAACUGGGGGUCUGACUGUACCUGCCCUUCCUGUGACCCCCCACGGGAACGCGUGCGUUCCUUCUGCUGCUGCUUCCUCCUUGUCGUCGUUGUCAUCACCGUGCUCAAAAGCUUCAUGUGAGCCUCCACCUUUUACACCCUUGGGGUCCCAGAUUCCCAGGUAGAGGGAGACACGCGUGCUCACCAUGGGCAGAGAGGGACCGGUGUGACACCGCAGGGGACUUCCCAGGCUCCCCGUCCAGCCGAGGAACCUGGACAGGCAAGAAGCACUGCAGAGGCCGAGCAGGAAAGCAGGCUCCCUCCUGCCUCUGAUCUUCCCAGGGGGUCCAGCAGGGCUUAGCCAAGGGCUCAUUCCAGUCCUCUGUCCGCACCUUCCCUUACCCGGACCCGCCAUGGUGCUUCCAGCAGAUGGCCAGGGAUGGGCAAGGAGGGCCAUAGAACCAUUUAACGGCGACGUUGUGUUUGAGAACAGGAGUAUGGACAUCUAACUAUUGGUCUGUGAACUAUUGAUAUUUCUCAAUGUGUUCAUCUUGCUCUUAAUCCUUCCUUUUGGGGCCAGCAGAUGGCAUGGUGGUUAAAGUGCUGGACUCCCACACGGCCGACCACUGUUUGAGUCCUG